AACAAAUACCAGGACUCCAAAGGACAAAGAAAUUAGAGGAAAAGAAGAAGCACCACCAAUGGGCAGUUAAAAUUAUGAAGUUGAUGAUUGGGAAAGAAAAAAGUUACAAAUUCUAUGAAAAUACCGGGGAGAAGCCUGAAGAUAAGGACCUCUAUGAUCAAGGCCUCUAUAAACAAAUUGGAAAACCUCCUCCAGCACCCCCUCCAACAGAUAUUAAUUUAGAAAAAGCAAAAGAACCUAGUAACAUUGCACAGAUCAAGCAACCAGCAACCUCAAGCACAGAUAACAAAAAGAAAGAUGAUAUCAAAUCUGUUCUAAAUACAGAGGUGUCGAAGACCAAGGCGACACCCCUAUUAGUGGCAUCAAAGAUGGGUAUCGUAGAGAUGGUGACGGAGAUCCUUAAAAAGUUCCCAAUAGCCAUUCAAGAUACGGAUUCUGAUGAGAAGAAUAUCUUGCUUUUGGCUGUAGAGCAUAGGCAAACAGCCGUCUAUAACUGGUUAAUAGGACAAAAGUAUCCAGAGUGUGUGUUUUAUCAUGUGGACAAACAAGAAAACAAUGCAGUACACUUAGCUGCAUCGUUUCAGAAGCACGACUUGUGGCGCAUCCCUGGUACUGCGUUACAGUUGCAAGGCGAAAGGAAGUGGUACAAGUAUGUGAAGCACACUUUGCCAAAGCAAUCAUAUGUCCGUUAUAAUAAAAAAGGUCAGACACCAAGAGAGAUCUUCAGAGAGACGCAUGCAAUGUUACUCAAAGAAGGCACUGAGUGGCUUGUCACAACCUCAAAUUCGUUCUCUGUCGUUGCGGCACUGAUUGCUACAGUUGCAUUUGCUACAGCUUCUGCAGUCCCAGGCGGAGCCGAUGAUUAUGGCCGUCCAUACCUUGAAAGUCAACCUGCUUUUUCAGUAUUUUCUAUCUCAUCACUUGUUUCUCUUUGCUUCUCUGUCACGGCCCUGGUGUUUUUUCUAGCUAUCCUCACAUCUCGAUGCCAACACAGUGAUUUCGAGAAAGACUUGCCAAGAAAGUUGCUCCUAGGAUUAACUUCGCUUUUUGCAUCAAUAACUGCUAUCUUGGUCUCAUUCUGCGCUGCGCAUUUCUUUGUCCUCCAGGAUAAAUUAAGGAAAGCAGCAUUUCCAAUAUACGGGGUGACAUGCAUACCUGUGGUGUUUUUUGCAUUUAAUCAAUUCCCUCUCUAUGUUGAUCUCAUAAGGUCAUACGUCCAACAGCUACCACUUCGUAGCUACAAGGUGUUUUAUACCGAGUCCUCAGGCGCAAGUAGUUCAGAUCAGAAGAAAGAAGGUAAAGAGAAGGAUGAUUGAAACAGGUAGAGAUUAUGACAAGAGGUGUGCGUUGCAUGGUUUCCUACUUUAGUUUUCCAAAUAAGACUGGGUUGUUGUGUUUCAAAAAAUGUGGAACUCCAGGAAAGGUCUCCCUUCGCUGAGAGGAGGCGAGGUGGAGAUAUCAUUUUUCUGUAUUUCCUGAAUAAACUUGUACUCUCUUAAGAGAUGCAUGGUUUCAUAUACGUUGUUUCUGUACUAAAGCUAGUUAAAAAUGUUUUUUGAUCCCUUGAUUCAUAUGAACUUGAGGGAAUCUUUGGAAACUCACCAUGUCUAGAGAGCACAAAAAAUGUAUGUUCCUGUUUGUAAUCCUUAUUCGGAAGAAGAAAAAGCUCAGCUUUUCAAGGUUCAA
Messenger RNA from Nicotiana tabacum (common tobacco), 1686 nucleotides. Lineage: Eukaryota; Viridiplantae; Streptophyta; Magnoliopsida; Solanales; Solanaceae. The record is from RefSeq and is a predicted model, not a curated record.